AUGGCUGUACACAUCGACAAGAAUCGGCUUAAUGUUGAUCUUCGUUAUCGAUUCGAUUAUAUAUCAAAAUGUAUUGAUUUUACUUCUUUAGACAUACAUCUAUUGAAUACAUUAACUCCAAUUAUAAUUCCACUUCUUCCAGAUAUUGUUGAAAAAGUCUAUAAAAAAUUAUAUUCAUCUGAUAUCACACAAAAUUAUUUCCUUUUACCAAAUGAUGGUUUCGAACAGUUUUCUCCAAAUAAAGAAUUUGGUACUACAUUAAUAUCUGUACAAGUUGAUUAUCGAAAAGAUAUGUUAAGUGUAUAUUUAAGACAUGUAUUAGCUGAACAAGAAUGGAAUGAUACAUUUUUACAGUAUUUAUCACGUGUUGGAGAAAUUCAUACAAACAAAGGUGGAGCGAUAUCAAUUAAUGUUGAUUAUAUACAUAUAAAUACAUUACUUUCAUUUCUUGAAACUACUUUUAUUGGUAUUAUUUGGGAUACAGAAAAAAUUGAUGAGAAAGAAAAAUUAGAUACAUUACGGGCAAUUAAUAAAUUCUUUUGGAUACAAAAUGAUUUUUUUACAAUGCAUUAUGGUGCAUCAAUUCAAGAAAGACCAGCUUCAAAUGUAUCACCAGUUCAUUUUACUAAAUGUUGCUUUCAUUAA
Adineta steineri is the source of this 645-nucleotide messenger RNA. Lineage: Eukaryota; Metazoa; Rotifera; Eurotatoria; Adinetida; Adinetidae. The record is from the annotation of a GenBank genome assembly.